AUGCCCUCCGGAGAGCGGCGACCCGCGGAGCUCGGCGGGACGACGGGGACCAAGGGCACCCCGGGCACGGAGUCCUUCGUAACUCAGAUUUACUUCACCCUGAACUACUGCUCGUGGAGGAAGACUUGCUGCUUUGCGCUGAAGCGAAAGCAAUGGGGCGCUGGCAGCCGACGGAUGCUCUCGGGCCCGCAGAAGGAGGAUGCUGUGGGGAGAGACUCCAGCUCCGCAAAGGAAUCUCUGGCAUCACAAAAUGCAAACCUGGCUUCAUCCAGGGUCAUCUCACGGAUGACUGAUAAGUCCAAAGGAAAUGGGUCUGCUUUGCCAGCGGGCAUGGGUGCUGAUCCGACCCAGCAGCCUGUGGCUGAUCCCGCUCCAGUCAACGUUCACAGCACGUCCAUGUGGCUUCCCAGCCUGUCGGGAACUCGAGCAUCUUUGGAUGCUCAUCCAGAUUCUCAUCCAGAUUCUCGUGUCACGGAGGAAGACCAGUGCCCAAAGCAACCAAGAGGGUUCGCCUCUAUAACCGUUACUGCUCGGCGAGUUGGUGGCCCUGUGGCCAGCAAGGCCGGACCUGUUCCCCGCAGAACUCCUCUUCCAAGCCAAGGGUCUCCUGCAAACCUCAGCACCACCAGCUUGAAGGUUUCUGAACUGUGCUCAGGGUUACGCGAUGAAUCUCAAGACCGGCUCUUAGAUGCUGCAAAUGAGGAGACCAGCGUGGUCCUUCGAGGCAGCGGUCGGAGAGAGGCAGCAGCGCUGUCGUUCACCUCAUGCGUUCACCUCCAGCUUUCCCAGCAGUGUCCAAAUACUAUCUAUUACCUAGACAAGUCUCUCCAUGUGUGCAUUGACCAACCUCGAAUUAAACACCAAAAAGUUCAUAGAUCAGAGCUAUCCUUCCGUAUAAAUUGCAGUUCGUCCAGAUUAACAGCAGAUGGAGUAGAUGGCAUAGCUAAUGGAGAGCCAUUAGCGGAGACACUGAAGUCAAAGCUCCUAGGAGAAAACAAGACUCCACUUAGAGCAAGCUGGAGCGCAGACCUAAUACAAAAUAAUGUAAUUAAAAAACAGACAACAGACGAGGGCUAUUUGGGUACUAAACACCCUUCAAAAAGUGCCUGUCCCCCUCAACUCCCAGCAGUUGUGGAUAUGCCCAAAGGACCUAAUAAUGUAAUGGUAAUAAAGAAAGAAGAUAAUAAACAGCCUGGCAGCAACCGCACGACGCUUUCUAUCCGGCUCCCUCGCCCAAGUUACGAGGCAG
Molecule: messenger RNA, 1249 nt
Organism: Tinamus guttatus (white-throated tinamou)
Lineage: Eukaryota; Metazoa; Chordata; Aves; Tinamiformes; Tinamidae
Source: RefSeq, a predicted model, not a curated record